Messenger RNA from Sipha flava (yellow sugarcane aphid), 1098 nucleotides. RefSeq lists its product as uncharacterized. Bases 542 to 1045 code for a protein of 167 amino acids. NCBI's taxonomy places the organism in Eukaryota, Metazoa, Arthropoda, Insecta, Hemiptera, Aphididae. The transcript has 5 exons. Gene Ontology annotation, molecular function: protein-macromolecule adaptor activity. The record is from RefSeq and is a predicted model, not a curated record. Gene Ontology annotation, cellular component: membrane; endoplasmic reticulum.
CUCUACACAACUGGAUUAGCUGGUCCGCUGCCAUUGGCACAUGCGAUUUUACGCCAAGGCAAAAUCAAAUAAUUUUCAUGUUUUGUUCUUAUAUUUGUUAUUGUUUAUUGAUUAACGUCUCGUGUUGCUUGUCUCUGUUACAUUUUAAUCUGCCUACACAGCGGCAGACGGCCCGUCAUAUGUCGGAUUCCUACAGUUUCUCUUCCGAGUACCUACAAUUAUUAUGACAAUUUAUGUUUAAAAAUAUCAUUCCAAUCUAAUCGAAUUCAACGUUUAAAUACGAUACGUUCUGCAAUAAUUAAAUUUUUGCUGCUGGCGAAUGAUGUUACUGAAUACUACCGGGUUUUCUUCACGGUUAUUAUUUUCGUUCUUUAGAAGAUAAUAAUUAAUGAGAGUAAUGACAAUUGACCCAAAAUAAAUAUAAUAAUAAUGCACGUUAGAAGUACCAAUAGAUUGACUCGUUAUUAUAAAUUUAUUUAGUCGUAUACUGUACGAGUAAAUGUUUUGGCAAUAUUUUCUAUAAUAUUGCUGUACUUGAACCAUGGUGGAAGACAAAAUUUUGUACACUUUCAGAGGAUGGUUAGCCUUUGUUGCAUUCAUGGACCUUGGUGUAACAUUCAGAUCAUUUUUUGAGAACAAAUGUAUUAUGGGAACACAAUCAAAUUUACAAGCCGAUGAAAAUUUUAUACAUGAGGAUUCAACUUUACCAAGAGUAUUGGGAAUGUUUUCACUCCUUAAAGCUUUAUGUUUGAUACAUUGCUCAUUAUUUAUUCAUUAUAAGCCAAUGGUCAGUAUUGGAGCGAUGUCAAUGGUAUUAUCCAUUGUACUGUAUCUUAGUGAAGCAAUACAUUAUCGUUCAACAACUUUGAAUUUUUUUAUUGUUUUUCCUUGCAUUUUAAAUGGUUUAACACUGAUUGGUUUGUAUUUGAUUGUACGCAAGAUAAAUAAGCCACCAACUGAAUGUGUCGAAGAAAAUGUUGAAAUGUUAAUGAGUAAACUUAAAUAUCAAAAAAAUAAGAAAUAUAUUUGUAAAAAAAAUACGUAAGGCUACAUAGAAUAUAAUAUAAACCAAUUGAGUUUUAUAGAUCAAACAUUCAA